GCGGGGGCGGGAUCGCGGCAGCGGCGUUUGGGCGGUCCGGUCGUGUGCAGUGUGAAUGUGGCAGCCGCAGGGAGGGGCGCGCUGUUUAUUUCAUUAUUAAAAGUGAUUUCUGACUGAAGUUAAAAGUGAUUUAUAACGGAGGAUAUAUAUCGGCUCCUCAGCGCGACGCGCGCCGCUCCUGUCCGCGCUCUUUGUGCCGUUUCGUCGCGGGGACGGAGAGGAUCAUGGGGCCAUAAAAUGUUGGAAUAAUCGCUCAAAAGACUAUUUUCCUGGACAUAUUUAUAUUUAUUUAUUCUUUUGCUUCGUGGAUGAAUGAAACGUCCCGUCAGGAUGGAGCAGGUGAAUAUCCUGAAGAGCUUCAUUGAAGCCUUGAGAAGCGGCGAGCAGAAAGGAGAAGAUAACUUCAGCUCGGACUUCAUGAGAUUACGUCGAUUAUCAACCAAAUAUAGAACAGAGAAGAUCUACCCCACUAAUGUUGGAGAGCAGGAGGAAAACGUGAAGAAAAACCGAUAUAAAGACAUUCUGCCAUUCGACCACAGUCGUGUGAAGGUGACGUUAAAAACAUCCAACCAGGACACUGACUACAUCAAUGCAAACUUCAUCAAGGGCAUUGGCAGGCCGGAGGCCUACAUCGCCACUCAGGGGCCGCUGCCCAACACCGUGCUGGACUUCUGGAGGAUGAUCUGGGAGUACAAGGUCACGGUCAUCGUGAUGGCGUGUCGAGAGUUUGAGAUGGGGCGGAAAAAGUGUGAGCGUUACUUCCCGCUGUUUGGAGAUGAGCAUGUGACCUUCGGCCCCUUCAAGAUCUCCUGUGAGUCUGAGCAGCCGCGGACGGAUUAUUUCAUCCGCACGCUCACAGUGGAGUUUGAUCAUGAAACCCGGCGAGUGACGCAGUUCCAUUACGUGAACUGGCCCGAUCACGACGUCCCAUCAUCCUUCGAUUCCAUACUGGACAUGAUCGCUCUGAUGAGGGAGUAUCAGGAGCACGACGACGUUCCCAUCUGUGUCCACUGCAGUGCUGGCUGUGGACGCACAGGAGCCAUCUGUGCAAUCGACUACACGUGGAACCUCCUGAAAGCUGGGAGAAUUCCUGAAGAUUUUAACGUUUUCCAGCUGAUUCAGGAGAUGAGGACACAGCGGCAUUCAGCAGUUCAGACCAAAGAGCAGUACGAGCUGGUUCAUCGAGCGAUUGCACAGCUCUUUGAGAAACAGCUGAAGCUUUUGGAGAGUCCAACAAACUCUGAGCUCACAGACGGGAUGGAAGAGGGCAGCCCGGAAAAACCCGGUCAGAAUUCAGAUGAGGAGAGAUGGGACACGCCCCCUCCCAAACCGCCCCGCAUCCGCAGUAAUCAGGCCGAGGGCGACGUGAAGGAGGAGAUUCUCCAGCCUCCAGAGCCGCGCCCCGUUCCGCCCAUCCUCACGCCGUCUCCGCCCUCGGCCUUCCCUACGGUCACAAACGCACGGCAGGACAACGACCGCUACCAUCCCAAACCCAUCCUGCACGUGCUGGCGUCGGACCAGAACCCCGACCUCAACGAGAACUACAGCAAACCGGGGCAGGACGGGCUGGAGCGCCGGCUGGAGCGCAAGCUGAGCAUCGAGAUCAAGAAGGUUCCGCUGCAGGAGGGGCCUCGCAGCUUCGAGGGGAACAGCGCACUGCAGCGCUCGCACGCCUUCAAGCGCUCCAACACCAGCUCCAUGUGUGAGGAGAGCGCCGAGCCUCCGCGACCCAACCACCUGCCGCUGAGGGAGGAGAAGGGUCAGUCCGAGCCCAGCCCUGACCGCUCGCCCGGCCGGACGGCGCUGAGCUUCACCAACCCGCUGCACUCCGACUUCCCGGACGCUCUCUCCUCGAUAAGCAGCACGGCUUCAGCGGCGCAGCAGAGCGAUCACACCCCCCGCAGGGUCACACCGAUGUCCAUCGCCGGCCAGAGCCUCACCACACACACCUCAUCAAACUGUGACGACAGUGAAGAUUGGCCCCCGCCUGUUCCCGAGCGAACCGCUGAGUCCUUCCUAAUGGCCACAGACCCCGCAGAUGUGAAGCCGCCGCCGGCCGAAGCGUCUUCAGACGAGCCGUCAUCACAGGCGUCUGCAGACACACAAGCUCCUGCUAGUCCUCCAAAGACCGAUGCCGAGCAGAAGAACGGAAAGGCUCCAGAUUCUCCUCUGAAGGACAGCAGAGCAGAGACGGAGAUCGGAUUCGGCAGCCGCUGCUCGCAUCCCAAAGGCCCCCGGGAGCCUCCGUCGGAGUGGACGUGACCACGGCACCCAUCAGCUCCACACUCCACGCUCCUCUUUCUUCUACAUGUGCCACUGUAGACGGACGGCGCCUCUUCUCUAACACAAUCAGUAAAGCUACAAAGAUAAUCUCCCAUGAUGCACCUCGCUGCCAUGGACUCACUGCGCUGGUGCUGAGCGUCUCUCCGGGAUCAGAACCUGCCUUACUCCUGCUGCGUGGCUGGACCCGUUCUUCUGCAAUAGUUUAGACUGGGAUCCGACGACGCGGGCCGGAGUUCACAGGGCGAGCCGUAAAUGAUGAUGAUGCAAAUGUACUAUCACUGAAUAUAUUAAUGCGAUGUGAGACGUCUGUGCAUGAAAGCGUCUGGUGUACCUCAACUGUAAGUUAUUUGCCCUCCUGUUAGAACAAACGUUUUCAGGGCUGUGUUUUCUUUUCUCUCCGUUUCUUUGCGUUCGUCAGCCGGCGCGUAUCGCCGCUUCACGAGACGCCGCGGGCUGGAGAUUGUAUUGAUGAUGCUUUUUGUAAAUUGUAUUCUAGAGGUUAUUUUUGUAUAUGCCAUUUUCUCACUUCACGAACGACUCCCGACAGCUCGCCCGUGCCUUUUUUUACUGUGUGUGUGUGUGUUUGAGACGCAGAGAGAGAAUGUGUGCGAGUUGCACAACAUCGCAUUUAAACCUCUGGGAUUUUACUCGACCUUCCAACACAGACCUGUCAAUCAAUCAAUCAAUGUCAGUAAAACAUUAGGAGGAAA
Onychostoma macrolepis is the source of this 2993-nucleotide messenger RNA. RefSeq names its product protein tyrosine phosphatase non-receptor type 12 (gene ptpn12). Bases 313 to 2262 code for a protein of 649 amino acids. Gene Ontology annotation, molecular function: non-membrane spanning protein tyrosine phosphatase activity. Gene Ontology annotation, cellular component: cytoplasm; nucleus. The record is from RefSeq and is a predicted model, not a curated record. The transcript has 18 exons. Gene Ontology annotation, biological process: peptidyl-tyrosine dephosphorylation. NCBI's taxonomy places the organism in Eukaryota, Metazoa, Chordata, Actinopteri, Cypriniformes, Cyprinidae.